This is a messenger RNA of Dalotia coriaria, 1053 nucleotides long. RefSeq names its product transcription factor Clamp-like. Lineage: Eukaryota; Metazoa; Arthropoda; Insecta; Coleoptera; Staphylinidae. The transcript has 3 exons. Gene Ontology annotation, molecular function: DNA-binding transcription factor activity, RNA polymerase II-specific; RNA polymerase II cis-regulatory region sequence-specific DNA binding. The annotation marks the transcript as partial. Gene Ontology annotation, biological process: regulation of DNA-templated transcription. The record is from RefSeq and is a predicted model, not a curated record.
ACGCUGACAACAAGCGGCGGCGAACGAAGAUGGCGACAUGUCGUGCGGCCAUUUUCUAAAGUGAGACAGACGUCGCGUGUUUUCCUCGAGUUUUUCGCGAAUUUCGGCGUGAAAACCCAUCGACGGCGGGCGGCGCUCGACCUGGCGGACGACAAGAUGUUCGACCCGAACACGAUCACCACGCAGCAGUCGCAGGUGCAGGUGCAGUACGGCCAGCCGCAACAGCAGCAGGCGCAGCAGGAUAGCAAAGAAGUGGUCAAGAUACAAACGCAGCAACAAACCCAGCAACAGCAACAAGACAACAAGCAGCAAACCUUCUCUGGGUUUUGCUAUACCAACGUGAACAUGAUUCACAAAAUCGAGCCGAAUACCGACACUGUAACACACAAUUCAACGGUGAACAUGUCCCAACUUGCUGAUGACAAAUGCUACAUCACACAACCAUUCAGCUACAACUAUGCACUGGUUAAUCAAAUGUCCCUGGCACAGACCAACAUCAGCAACAUCACUUUCAAGUGUGAUGUGUGUGGUUUAAUGUUUGCGCAUUUAUCACUGCUCAAUCAUCACAAGAGAAUACACCAGCAGCCACAGCAACAACAGCCGGAAGGCACCCAGCAGAUCACUGUCCAGGUCCAGCAACAACCGCAACAAAUUCAAAUUGUGUCGGCGGAUCGAAUAAGGUACAGCUGUGAUGAGUGUGGCCUCACGUUUCUCACACAGAACGACCUCAAGACGCAUCGCCUGCAAACGCAUCAGAACAACCACCAGCCGCAACAGCAACAAGUGCAAGUCACGCAUGCGCAGCAAGCGCAAAAGAUCAAAACCUGCGAGACUUGUGGUACACCAUUACCACAGGAGGGCAACAAGAAGCGCGCGGUGAUGAAAACCAAAUGCGAGACUUGUCUCAGCGCCGAAGCAAUCCAACCGCAGCAGAUUUUCGUUGUUGCUUCUGCACCGGCGGAUGCAACUGUGAAAUUCGAAGAGACUACAGCGACGCAAACACAAACAGCGAGUAAUGUUGGUAUUGGUACACAGAAUACGAUACCAAUCGGG